AUGAGUCACCUACUCUGGAAAUACUAUUGGGAAAAUGAUGUCGACAGAUUUCGUCGGCUUCUGGCCCCGGCCGGUCAUUCCCAUAGUCCGUUUACUACAAAGAGCCCGGCCCAAGGAGUAGGCAGCCCCGGCGCAUACGGACAUUCGCCACGCCCCCUGGCCAAGUUGCGCAAGGCUUCUGCGCAUGCUGGAAAUGCCCUCUCCAAAGCCGACGUCAACGGGCGCGACCAUGCUGGACUUAGCAUUUUACUGCGCGCUGCCUCUUCGACCUCGCCAAAUGCUGUCAAUUUCGUCGAGGCCCUUUUGGCUCAUCCGGCGACCGAUAUCUACGCCCAAGACCCGGAGAGUGGCUGGAAUGCCCUGCACCGAGCGCUCUACAAUGGAAACAUAUCAAUCGCCAGGUUGCUUCUGGAAAAGGAACGCCGGGACCUGACAGAGUCCUUGGGUGUCAAUACCACCACCAAAGUUGGCCAGCUCAUUAAAACAAAGGACCACGAGGGAAACAGUCCAUUUGAUGUCUACAAUGCCUCGAUCGCCCUGCGCCAGCUGAGAAUGGCCGAAGAUGAUGCCAACUCGGACGAUGACUCUGGCAGUGAGGAUGCUGGGGACGGCGACGAACGUGGAACGCAUACUGCCAAGAUGAAUGGGGUCGGUGAGGAGGUCUUUACCUUUGGAAGCAACAGAAAUCUCUCAUUGGGUCUGGGUGACGAGGAUGACCGUCAGUAUCCGGAACGCGUCCAUCUCAAGCGUCCUGAUCAUUUGAUUCAGUACUUUCAUGACCGUUUUGUGGAAUCGCAAAAGAACGACCGAGCUGUGGAAGAGUCUCGGGCCUUGGACUCGAGUGAGAUUCCUGCACUUACACAAAACCGGCCAUUGAUGGUUCAAGAUGUAGUCAUGGCAAAGUUACAUACCGCGAUUCUCACCACCGACCCAAUCUCCAAUCUUUAUAUUUGCGGCAUCGGUCGCGGUGGCCGGCUGGGUCUUGGGGACGAAAACACCCAGUUCACUUUUCAGCCUGUACAGGCCGGGUUGCUUGACAAGAGAGUCACUCACGUCGCCCUUGGCCUAAAUCACACCAUGGCCAUCACAAGUGGUGGAGAGCUUUGGAGUUGGGGCUCGAAUAGUUUCUCGCAGUUGGGGUAUGCACUCCCACCCCCCAUGAAGCCCGACGAGGAGCCCAUUAGCACCACUCCCCGCCAAGUAUUUGGGCCUCUCAAGAAAGAGGUCAUUGUUGGCGUUGCGGCAUCUGCGAUACACUCUGUUGCCCAUACUGGCUCGUCGCUCUAUUGCUGGGGCAAAAAUGCUGGUCAGCUGGCUCUGAUGGAUGCAGACUCUCGCUCGCUAGAGGUCCAGUCAGUUCCAAGAAAGGUUGCCGCAUCCUUGCUAUCGUCACAUUCGUCCAUCUUGAUGGUCUCGGCCAUUGACAGAGCAACGACGGUGCUUUUUGAAGACCGCACCGUGUGUGUCUUUACCAAUUAUGGCUACAACAUGAUCAAGUUCCCCUUUUAUGAUGGCUUCACCAACUCCACCCUUCAGCGGUCUGGCAGGGUGUCCAUGCCUUCGAGAUUCAAUUCUGGUCGUCGCGAAAUCCACUCCAUCACUUCCGGCGGUGAGACCAUUGCAGCAUUGACUGGAAGUGGCGAUCUCUUUACCAUGGCUUUGAACCAUAAGGCCGAGGGCCACUUGGGCGCUACGUCGACUACAAAUCCUGCCAAGAUCAAAGACGCCAUUACAACUCCACAGCUCACCUGGAACUCGUUGAAAGAUGGAGCCAAGUCUGUCGCCAUUGGCGAGGAUGGCACCAUCAUGGUGUCGACUCAGUCCGGAGCAGUAUGGCGACGGGUGAAGCGAACCAAGGCCAAGGAUGCCAAAAACGUCGGAAAUGUAGACAAUAAACGCAAGGACUUCAAGUUUCAGCGGGUUCCGUAUAUUACUGGCAUUGUUGGCGUUCGAAGCUCCAUGUUUGGCGCAUACGCCGCUCUUCGUAAAGACUGCGAUGUAACGCGCGAGCAGCUCGAAGUCGAUGAUCAGACUCUGUGGCACGAUCUUGCGCCGCUGUGCGCUUUGAAAGGGUUCCGGGCUACGAAUCCUCGGCUGCGCGAAAACAAGGACACCUGGCAGUUCCAGAAUCCCGAGGUCCUAAUGGGACGAGUUGAUACCUUGGGAUAUGAGGUCCUGACUUGUACAGACCUUGAAGAAGACUUGGCGAUCCACUUGCGAAACUGGAGCUAUAAACACGAUGAAACUGGCUUGACGAUUCGCACGAGUUCGGCACCAGAAUUGCAGAUUCCAGUUCACUCGUGGGUUUUGGCUGCAAGAAGUCCCGUUCUGCGUGCCGCACUCCUCAAGUUUCGUGAAACCGGCCAUUGCGUCAUGCCAGAUCUUCUCACGAUUUCAGAGUCGCAUGGAACUACCACUAUUGAGCUCUGCGGAAUCGAUUUGAUCGCACUACUCAACCUAGUGGUGUAUGCGUAUGUGGACCGGGUGAUUCCCGCUUGGAACUUUACUCGCCAAUCGCCGCCUCUGGCCUACCGGUAUCGUCAGAUUCGCAUAGACCUCAUGGGCGUCGCGGGCAAACUCGGAAUGGCAAAGCUUGAGCACUCUGUAAGGAUACAGAGCACGCCUCCAAAGUCCAUGGAUCAAGACUUUAGAAGCGCGAUUGAAGAUCCCACCUUUUUGGAGGACGGAGAUGCCCUUCUCGAAUUGGACGGUGAUGAGAUUCCAGUCCACACCUCCAUGCUUUGUCAAAGAUGUCCUUGGUUUGCAGGUCUCUUCAAGGGUCGUUCUGGCGGUAUGUGGUUGGCGAGCCGUCGUGCAGGCCGGGACGCCUCGGAAAGGACCCCCAUCGACCUCCAGCACAUUCACCCAGAGUCGUUUCACUACGUUUUGCAGCACAUGUAUGCAGACGUGGGCGAGGAUUUGUUUGACAAUGUAGUUGCGGACAGUAUUGAUGACUUUUCAGAGCUUGUAAUGGACGUCAUGAGCAUUGCCAAUGAGCUCAUGCUAGACCGCCUGUCACAGAUCUGUCAGCAUGUUCUUGGUCGCUUUGUAACUACUCGAAAUAUCUCUACUCUGUUGAACCUCAUGAGCCCUUGCUCAGUCACCAAAUUCAAGGAUGUCGGGCUCGAGUACAUCUGUUUACAAAUGGAAACAAUGCUCGAAAACCAUCUACUCGACAACCUCGACGAAGAUUUAAUCUUUGAACUCGACCAAGUUGUCAGAGAUAAUCAACUCGCAAGAUGUCCAUUUGCCAAGAGUGGAAGAGCUGAUUUACUGCUGCACGAACGAUACCCGGCUUUGGCCGAGGAUAUCGAAGAAGAGAGACAAGUUCGGGUCAAGGCAAUGGCUUACAAGGUCUCUUUGAGAGAUGACGACAAGAAGCUAUCUUCUUCGUUCAAGACCAAAUUCGGCAGUUUCGACGACAAUGUGGCCAUUUCUCCAUUACUCGACAAGAGUCGGAGACAGUCGAGAUCGGCGCGGAAUGAGCCCUUUAGUCCGGUUCUUCGUCCAAAGAACUCGAAAGCUGAUCUCAUCUUUGAUAUGGAAGAGGAGGAGUCGAGCAUUGCGAGCCCUUCGCCUUCCCCUCGGCCCCUUGACCCUUCUCUUCGUGACGAACUCGAGCAGCUUCCAUCCCUAGAAAGUACGCAAAGUCAUGGCAAGGGUAAACAAGUGGUCAAGGGACAGACUCCAAUCGACAAGUCGCCAGCAUCAAACGUGACUCCGGGCACGACACCCGUCAAUGGAGCAAGUGACUUGCGGCGUACGUCCAACGGCGGGAAUCCGUGGGCCAAAUCGGCCUUGUCUACUGCCAAAUUGGAUCUCAAGGACAUCAUGGCAGAAUCAAAACCUGCACACUCGGCCCUGUCUGCGGGGUUGGCUGCGCAAAGGAGCCAACCUGCCAAGGUGACGCCACAAAAGAUGACGCAAAAGGAAAAGAAAAAGUUCCUGCAGCAGCAGGCAGAGGAGCAAGCCAGACAAGAGGCACUGGCUGCCAGCAAACCUCAGGUCGCAUGGACACAAGUUGGCGAGAAACAGAGCUCACCAUGGCUUCCCACGCCCAGCGCACCAAAGACUUCAAUCAAAGACACUCUCAUGCCGACGACGAAAUCUACCCUUGCGCCACCGGUGGCCAAGCAUCUCGUUGCGGGCGAGUCCUCGAACAUGGCUAUACCUCGACGAGCUGCCUCUCCAGACACGCGGUUUUCUGGACAGAGUCGGUCAGGGUCGACAACGCCACGCGGCAAUCUCACCAAGAACAACAGUGAUGGUCCCGCUUCGGCCAAGUCAAUGGCACCCCAGCACUCGCCAAGCCAGGCCAGUCACCAGGAGCCCAAACCCUUGGUUCCUCAUUCCAAGUCGUAUAUACAAAAGCCACAGAAGCAAAUGGACAGCAUGAUUGGUCUAGGCCUGGCAGAUAUCAUUGGACAACAGCAACGCGAACAGCAGAGCGUCAAGGAAGCCGCAGCGAAACGCAAUCUAGAGGAGAUUCAGCAGGAGCAGGCUUUUCAAGAAUGGUGGGAUGCUGAAUCGCGCCGCAUUCAAGAUGAAGAAGCACGGAGGCAGAAUCGCGAAAAGAACAGAGAUGAAAAGAAGGGUGGCGGCAACCGGCGAGGACGUGGUGGAAAGCCAAGAAGCGGACCGAGCAAAGAUCAAGGCAAUGCGGCACCGCCAUCAACAUCCGCCGAGGGCGCUGGUGGUGGUGCCGGCGCUCGGGGCCGUGGCAAGACUCGUAGAGGUGCCAAGGCAGCUGCUGCUUGA
Molecule: messenger RNA, 4758 nt
Organism: Pestalotiopsis fici W106-1
Lineage: Eukaryota; Fungi; Ascomycota; Sordariomycetes; Amphisphaeriales; Sporocadaceae
Exons: 3
Coding region: 1-4758 (1585 amino acids)
Molecular function (GO): protein binding
Source: RefSeq, a predicted model, not a curated record